CUGAGCGUUUUUUUCCCCCGAUGUAAAACCUGUCUGUUCUCAGAGUAGAGCAGAAGGAGAAGCCAGUUGUGAGGAAACUGCUAGCAUGUAAUGUAGCAUCUGUCUUGUCUUGCUUUUGCAAUAUGAAGAAUGGAAGAAGACGACGUUUCUAUCAGAGAGCAGAACUUCCACAGCCAAGUUCGAGAAUACAUUAUCUGCUUCCUCCUGUUUGCAGUCCUCUACAUCGUGUCCUACUGCAUCAUCACCAGAUACAAGAGGAAGAGUGAUGACCACGAAGAUGAAGAUGCCGUCGUCAACAGAAUAUCAUUGUACCUGUGCACCUUCACCCUGGCAGUGUCGGGUGGAGCCGUGUUCCUGCUGCCUUUCUCCAUCAUCAGUAACGAGAUCCUGCUCUCUUUCCCCAAAAACUAUUACAUCCAGUGGCUCAACGGCUCGCUCAUCCACGGUCUGUGGAACCUGGUGUCUCUGUUCUCCAACCUCUGCCUCUUCGUCCUGAUGCCCUUCGCCUAUUUCUUCCUGGAGUCGGAGGGAUUUGCGGGGUCUAAAAAGGUACGUUGAUGCUAAUGUUUGUGGUAG
Gymnodraco acuticeps is the source of this 576-nucleotide messenger RNA. Its product is annotated as limb region 1 protein homolog. Gene Ontology annotation, biological process: signal transduction. Gene Ontology annotation, molecular function: transmembrane signaling receptor activity. The coding region runs from base 130 to 558 and encodes 142 amino acids. The record is from RefSeq and is a predicted model, not a curated record. NCBI's taxonomy places the organism in Eukaryota, Metazoa, Chordata, Actinopteri, Perciformes, Bathydraconidae. The transcript is spliced from 5 exons.